CGACAAGCGGCGGGAUUGCAGACCGAGGAUGAUUGAAGAUGCCAGCGCGGCUCGUGCAGGACGAGUUGCUGGAUCUUCAGCCGCAGAUAUUAACAAAAAGAGUAGCAGUAGCACAGCAAGAAACCGAAAUGUCGCCGCCGCUGUCGACACCACCGGAAGAGGGAGCGCACUAAGUGAUCGUACUGUCGGUGCACCAAGCAAGAUUUCCUUUGCUGAUCUGCUCCACGGUAGAGAACAACAGACUAGUUCCACCUCCUCCUCCGCCUUUGCAUCCGUUUUUCCCCGAGCGCCCGAUGCUUUGCCGAUAGCUUCGACGGAUGGGAGUAUAAAAGCCGUGGAGAGCGCGAGCGCCGCUGCCAUUAGCAUGGAGCAGCCAGCAUCAGGUGAAUACAAUGCCCUGGAUACGAAAAGAGGAGCAGCUUCUUUGCUAGACGUCGGGAAGGCGUCUCCUCACGACGUCGAGCUGGUUCGGAGAAAAGAGGAAACGGAACUGUGUCGAGUGGCAGCGCAGAUUCAGCAGGGUGGUUGCGACUCGCUGCUACUCGAACUCCCGCGGAGUUUGCGGUUCCUGGCCUCUGAAUUCUUUUCUGACCAUCGCAGUACAGGUGUUUUUCUGCAGGAGCCCACUGGUGGAAUUAUCGGCCGCGGAGGGGGUCCUGAAGUUUUCCAUGACAACAAGAGCAGUUCCCGCUUGCGCGCCACUUCGCAGAUCGAGGGGUUUGUGCGGUUUCCGUUGACUAAGUGCCACGUGGCGCUGGCGGGCCGGUACGUGCUUCUUAGAUUCAAAAACCAGGGCGAUCUGACUCACGCGGUGAUCGCGACGCGGGGUCGCGACAAGCUCCUAUCGGUUCCGAAGGCGCCGAUCGGCGGUAGCACACCAACGGGCAGUAGAAAUCAUUCGAGCAUCAAGCCGGUCUCGUACAAUUUGUACGCAGGGAACCAGCGCUCCAAGGAACACUAUGAGGAGUCGCUAUUCCAAUUCCGCCUGAGCCUGGUUAAGGCAGACGAGGUCCUUCAGGCCGCAACGGUGUACCAGCAGAAUCCUGUCCUGAUGCGACUGCGACGCAUCGACUUUUUGCCGCAGGUACAACAGCACGCACAAGCAACUACAACCAAAUUGAACAUGGCGGCACAGCUGCGGCGGAAGUUCUUUCGGAGAUUCGCCGCGAAGGCCCUGAAUUUCUCACCUGAGACCGACGCUGAAUUGAUCGACACAACCGCCGAUCAACUCGAGAAGCAGUGGGACCGUGCGAAGGUGGUGCGAGAAAUCAAGGUCCGCGCGCUGCCCGCAACCUCAGCGACACCGACAGCCUUAGGAAGUGGUGCAGCUCAGGAGCAAAUGGUGAAUUCGGAACUCCACAAUGUGAAUGUGUCUCGUGCCAGUAACUCGCAGAGCAACAAAAGGGCUCGCGAUGAGGGAAGAACAGACCCGCAGAAGAAAAGCCACUUUCGUGGUGAUUGCGUGAACGUGUCCCGAAGCGGAUUUACGCUCUCAGCUAAGAAGUUGAAUUUCGUGGAACGCCAGGCGCAGCUGCUCCACCGACAUCAGGCGUAUAAGGUGAAAAUUGCGAAGCACGCGCUUACGAACGGAGAGGUGUUGAAUAAAGCGAAGUCCACGUCGACGACGAGUGCGGGUCAACUGUCUUUGGCGAUGCAGAAUAUGACAGAUGAGGAGAUUUCUUGGCUCCCGCCGAAGGAGCGGGAGCAGAUUCAGAAGGCAAAGCUGGCGGCCGCGCGGGCGCGGGAUCAGCAGCGUGCGCUCAGCCGCACGGCGACGGGCUCGGGGAUCUGGGACGUGACCACAACGUCGACGUCUGCAUCCGGCACCAAAAAGGCACUGGCGUCGCUCACUGCCGCGCAGCAGCAGUGUCUGUUUGGCAAUGAUUCGGCGUACGUGGCACUCGACCCGAAGAGCCAGAGUAUGUGGAUAAAUUUCGUGAAGCAGAAAAAAACAGGUGCGGAAACUACCAUCGGAAAAGCGACCCCGUCGGCGCAUUUGGUUCCCUUGCAGGAAGGGGAUUUGAUUGACCUAAUGCACCCCUCGGAAUACGAUCCAAGUAACAUUCCCUUUCCGCCCUUUUCCUUUCGCUACCGUGUGGAAUACGUCAACGGACCGCCUUUGCUGGACUUCGUCUUGGAGCACCGACCGAUAUACUGUCGAAAGCUUUUCUCGUCUCUCGACUUGGCCACAGCAUUCGAACAAGAAGUUGUAACGGGCACAAAAUCUUCGUUGAAAAAGAGUAUUAGGAGCGGAGCAGCCCUUGUGGAUGUGCAAUCCGACCCUCUUAUGCAGGUUCAUUGCUCACCUGUCAUCGAUUCUGCCCGGCAGAAAAUGCGAUUUGUGUUGCUGCAGAAAUUCCUUUGCUUCUCGUUUCUUAGGACUUUGAACCUUAGCAGCAAAACGUCACACGGUGUUGUCGUUCCGCUCUUGGUGGAGGACCUUUGCAAGGACCGCGCGCACCCAGAGUCGCUCCAAGAAAUUUCUGACCUCUUUCCCGACAGCACGUCAGACGCAGACGAUGCUGUAGUUGCGGGGCCCUCGUCCGGCAUUGAAGAGCAUGGAAAUAAUGUGGAUCGAGUCGCGGGUCCGGGUGAUAUGAUUAGUGGCAUGAAGAUGGAGUUCGAAGAUGACGAGCCUGCUGCUCAGACUUUUGCAGUAGAAGUAGAUGAGAACCACGAUCCACCCCAAGAACGUCGAGAAAGUGUUGAAGGUAGCACGGUACCACGCGCCGCGCAGGCACACCAGGAGAAUGGGGACACCGAACAAAAUAGCGGAAGCCAGAACGUCGACCCAAUGUUCUUGCAAAUGGAUGCCGAAAAGAAGGACGAACUCGCGCGGCUGGCGCUGACUGUUCCGCUUGCUGUGCGACAAGCUCAAGAGCAAGAAGAGCGAUCACACCGGCCCCCGCCUCCCCCUCCUGCUCCUCCUGUGGUGUUAGCUCGAGCAGCUAGCUCUUCGCCUCUACCGAGCCCUGCGGCUUCGCUUUUCUCCAAAGCAGCUGGCAUGUCGGCAAUGGCGUUGCCCGCGCAGAGUGCAACCCUUUCUCGAGCGGACCCUCCACCACCACUGCCGAAAAGUGUGUUUGCACAACAGCCGACGGCUUCUAGUGAACUCCAAGGGGCUGGCGCUGGUGCUUCUCGAAAGGUCAUGCCGCCACCACCGCCAAAGUUGCCAAAGUCAGCACGAGGCACCAAGGGGGGAGCGGGGGUAUCUAACGAACAGCCCGCAGCUGCAACCGCGCCUGUGUCGAACGCGGUGGACCGGGAAGAUCUGCAGUACUUGCUCGAUGCGCUGCGCCCGCCCCCACCUCCGCCGCGUGCGCCGCGAUAGAAAUCAAGGCUUAGCCUCGACGGUUUGUUCAACAUGGUGAUUUUUAAUCUCUUGAACUGUUGCAAAUGCAACUGAUGUAUGAGGGUAUUUGAGCUGAUGUUCUUGCAGCUUCUUUGAUAAGAUUAUUGCCUCUUCUAGUAGUAGUUCAUCGAAUAUGAAUUCCUCAUCACUUUAUCUUUUACUAUUCAGUGCCGCGUUUCCCAUCGUCCUUCACGCGGAUCACCUUUUUAGGUUUUCAGCGAUAAAGACGCAGGUGUACUUCUUGCCGCAGUUUAUGUUGAAGUCGAUGUUGAAUUUUUUGCACGUCCUGCUAUUGCUGCACUUCACUACGCUGCUCGUUUCUGUUGCGAAAGAUGAUGACUGACUGUGACAUUGUUACAACUUCCUGUCAGAAUUUUGCGAAAAAACGAAGACGAAACAACAGCGACACAAAAGAAAACGAAAAGUAUACUUGUACAUGAACUGCAUGACAGAGCUACAGUUGGC
Amoebophrya sp. A120 is the source of this 3817-nucleotide messenger RNA. The record is from the annotation of a GenBank genome assembly. NCBI's taxonomy places the organism in Eukaryota, Dinophyceae, Syndiniales, Amoebophryaceae.